CGUCUGUCUCCCCAGCUGUCGCAACAUGUGAAGAAAACAUGGAGAGGCAGUUAGUUUGACAUGUAAAUGCUGCUUAUGUAAAUUCACAAAUCACUAAAUGCGACGUUUGUGUAACUUUUUACUCCACGUCUCGACUCUGUAAGUAGCUCAAAGCGUGAUAGACCAAACUCGGGUUAGCUAGCUUUACUCGAACGGUUGCUCUUUGGUUGUUGUAAUAGCUUGUAGCCAGCUAACAGCAUGGAUAACACGGAGGAAAAUGCGAUUGAGCUCCACGGAGAUGAGGAAAUUAUUGAAGUGAUCGACCUAAACGAGACGGAGCCUGGCCCAGAUGACUUGGCGGAUAACUUGGAGGACGUUGACUUUGAAGAUGCUGGAAACGCAGAUGAUGACAAUGAAGGCUGGGAGACGGAGGACGAGAUGGAGGCUGAGGCAGAGCAGGAUGACAGCGAGUUCACCUUCUCCAAACACACUGGCUCAGUGUUUUGUGUGAGUUUGGAUCCUGCGACAAACAGCUUGGCUGUAACAGGAGGAGAGGAUGAUAAGGCCUAUGUGUGGAGGGUGAGCGAUGGAGAGGUUCUGUUGGAGUGCACAGGUCACAAAGACUCCGUGACGUGUGCCUUGUUCAGCCACGACUCCUCGCUGGUGGCGUCGGGUGACAUGAGCGGCAUGAUUAAGGUUUGGAAAGUGGAAACCAAAGAGGAGAUCUGGUCCUUCGAAGUGGGAGAUCUGGAGUGGUUGGAGUGGCAUCCCUGUGCUCCGGUGCUGCUGGCGGGAACAGAUGACGGCAACAUGUGGAUGUGGAAGAUCCCUGCAGGAGACUGUAAAACCUUCCAGAGCUCUGCAUGCCAGUCCACCAGUGGCAAAGCCCUACCCGACGGUAAACGGGCUGUGGUUGGUUAUGAGGACGGGACAGUCCGUGUUUGGGAUUUGAAGCAGGGCAACGCCACCCACGUCAUUAAAGGUCAGGACGGACACCAGGGAGCGCUGACCUGCCUGGCCUGCAACAAGGACGGCUCUCUGGUGCUGACGGGUUCAGUGGACGGCUGCGCCAAGAUCAUCAACACCGCCACGGGCAAGGUGGUUGGAGCAUUCUCUUUGGACGGAGGCAAAGCAAAAGGAUCGAAGGACGAGGAAGACUCCAACUCUGUGGAGUCUGUGGGAUUCUGUAACAUCCUGCCUCUCAUAGCUGUGGCGUACCUAGACGGGACUCUGGCCAUAUACGACCUCUCCUCACAGGUCCUGAGGCACAGGUGCCAACACGAGGCUGGCAUCGUGCACCUGCAGUGGGAAGAGUCUUCUUCUGUGGUGUCCACCUGCUGUUUAGACGGAGCUCUGCGCCUAUGGGACGCUCGUUCUGGCAACAUGGUGUCCGAGUACCGCGGCCACACCGCCGAGAUUCUCGACUUUGCCAUAAACAGGGAAGCAUCUCUCGCAAUAACGGCCUCGGGGGACAACCAGGUGAAAGUGUUCUGCCUCCAAAGACCUGACCGGUAAAUCGAGCACGAAGACACGAGAAGAAGUAUUUUAGCAGAAACAGCAGAGACUUUGGAUUGAUCAGACUUUUUGUUCUCCAUCACUGGAGAACACGUUUCCCUUCUCUUCAGGAUUAAAAAAAAAAAAUCUCUUGUGUUGCUCUCACCAUCUUAUCUGACCUGCUUCAGUCGGACCGUAGCAUCCAAAAGAUGACUUGUUCGGUUUUCAUCAGUACUUCAGUGGAGCUUAAUUGGCAGACGAUAAAGCUAAUUCAAGCGUGCCUAAUGUAAGUGAGCAAAAAAAAGGAGUUUAUGGUCUGUUUGAAGGACAGGGAACAGAACUUCUUGUCUACACAGUUUCAAGUGUGAUUCUUUAAAACAAUCUGUUCUCAUUUCUUUUUAAAUACACUGUUUCUGAAAUAGACUAAACAAAGUGGAAUUAAGCGAGGGAUACAUUCUAGUGUCCUGCCUUUGAUAUCCCGCUUAAUGUUCUGUCUUCUAAAAUGUUUUAGAGAUAAAAAAAUUUCCUUUGGUCUUGAUGAUUUUUUUUUUUCCAUAAUUGGAUCUUUUUAGUUUGCUAAAUGUCAGGACUGCAUUUCUCUAAGUCCCAGUUUUUCCUUUUGAGGGUGUGUGUGGUCUUCCAGCUCUCACACAGGUUGUUGGGUCAAAUUAUCUCACCAAAUGUUGAUGAAAACUAAUGUGUAAAUACAAAAUGAUAAAUAAUAUACCUCCUUCUUGGUAACAAUUAAAAUUCAUUAUCAACCAAG
This is a messenger RNA of Seriola aureovittata, 2239 nucleotides long. It is a transcript of the gene aamp, whose product is annotated as angio-associated, migratory cell protein. Lineage: Eukaryota; Metazoa; Chordata; Actinopteri; Carangiformes; Carangidae. The coding region runs from base 238 to 1494 and encodes 418 amino acids. Gene Ontology annotation, cellular component: cytosol. Gene Ontology annotation, molecular function: protein binding. The record is from RefSeq and is a predicted model, not a curated record. The transcript is spliced from 11 exons.